Molecule: messenger RNA, 294 nt
Organism: Egretta garzetta (little egret)
Lineage: Eukaryota; Metazoa; Chordata; Aves; Pelecaniformes; Ardeidae
Gene: SMIM18
Product: small integral membrane protein 18
Exons: 1
Coding region: 1-294 (97 amino acids)
Source: RefSeq, a predicted model, not a curated record
AUGGCAACCCUCAACACCACUCACUGGAAUGACACUACAUCCAUUUCCCAGUAUCUGGGCUUUCAAGUGCAAAAAAUUUACCCUUUCCAUGAUAACUGGAACACUGCCUGCUUUAUUAUUCUGAUCAUAUUCAUCUUUACUGUAGUUUCUCUGGUGGUGUUGGCCUUCCUCUAUGAACUGCUAGACUGCUGCUGCUGUGUGAAAAACAAAACUGUGAAAGACUUGGAGAACGAACCCAAUCCUGUUAGAGCAAUGAUGAACAGCUUCAGAAAGCGUGAAACAGAGGUGGUGUAG